Messenger RNA from Papaver somniferum (opium poppy), 890 nucleotides. RefSeq lists its product as uncharacterized. The transcript is spliced from 4 exons. Bases 249 to 698 code for a protein of 149 amino acids. Lineage: Eukaryota; Viridiplantae; Streptophyta; Magnoliopsida; Ranunculales; Papaveraceae. The record is from RefSeq and is a predicted model, not a curated record.
CUGUGCUGCAAAAUGUAGUGCUUCCAGACUGGUCCACUGGUGUGGGUAGGACGGAGUACAGGAGGUGUAUCAAAAUGACCGAUCUCCCGGCAUUUGCCGCACCUAACUGAAACCCUCAUAACACUUUGUAACUCGAUCAUAUUCCUCUUCUUCCUUCGACAGAACAAUGUAUCCGGAUGUUGGGUCGUACGGCCGUCGCGAAUAAUCUUCACAUGCCAAGGGGAUGAAGAAUCAUUCGUCACGAGAGGAUGGCGUUUGUAGAGAAGAAAAAUAGAUUCAGAUUUGCAGUACCGAAGAAGAGUGAAAAAAGACACAGACUGAUGGUAAAAGAUAUGACGCAGACGGAGGACGAUUGGACCUUUUUGUUGUGCUAUCCCAGUUCCGUUGCUAGUGAUAGAAUUGUUGGCAAAAUCUUGACGUCAAUUGAGGGGAUCGGCUUGGACAUCAUGGGUGAAGGUGCUAUUGAGAAGGCUCGUCAGCUUACAUCAGAAAAAUAUGAAUCAUAUUUUACCUUUCAGCUUACAUCAGAAAAGGAAACAGUUAAACUCUGGGCGCCUGGCAGGCUAAAAGCUCACACCAGUGAUUCAUAUAAAAGGGCAGUAGAAGAUUAUGAAUUGUGGUUUGGUAGUGACUCUCUUUUCACCUGGAGAAAAGAAGCAGAGGCUAGUAAAUAUCUGGCAAAGAUGGUUGACCGCUAGGGAAGUCAAAGACAAAGAAACCUUUAUUAUAGCCCACUCUAUUUUACUAGGUUAUUUAUACUUAAAACAAAGGACAAAGAAAUCUUUAUUGUAGCCCACUCUACUUUACUAGGUUUUGAUCUUCUUACUAUUAGAAGAACUUCUUCAUGUUUCUUUACUCUUAUCGACUUCCUAAUUCUACUUAUUAGGCUA